AUGGAUCACAAACUAAUGUGUAAAUAUCUUAAUAUAGCUGAUAGUUAUUUUAAAGGUAAAGAUGUCAAUACAAAUGAAAUUAACAAAGACCUAGCCAUCAAAGGAUUUUGUAAUAAUGGUGGUUGUAAAACAAAUGAAGCUAGUAUUAAUGCUUUCGCCGCAUAUAUAAUUACUAGUUUCAAAAGGUCAAUAGAAAAUCAUGAGUAUAAUAAGUAUGAUGAAUAUUUUUUGAUGUGGCUAAGUGAUAAAUUAUUUAAGAUACAUGACAAAAGCGAAGACAAAGACAACGAAAUUACUUUAAAUCAGGCUUAUGAUACAUAUUUAAAGAAAUAUAAAGGAAUAUUGGAUUAUUGGUCUCAUUUUGAUAUUAUAAAGGAUUUGAAAGAAGCUAAUCUUAAGUAUAUGAGCGAAUUUUAUAAGUUACUUAAUCACAUAUGUAAAACAAUUACAGAUUAUGAAAACAACCCUGAAGAAAUUACGAACCUUAUUACGAAUUCUACCGAAUGUUCUAAUCAAUAUAUAUCCAUUUAUAAUGAUAUUCCUAAAUGCCAAUCAUAUCUUGAUUUAUUGAAUAAAUUAAAAGGUAUAUAUGAUGAUUUUAGAAAUUAUGCUAUUAUGAGAACCGAUUCAAGAAUUCAUUUAGAAACUAUUCUUAAAAAAAUUACAAAACCAGAUGGAGGAGAGAUGGACGGGAAGAAAGGUUUUAUAUCAUAUGACUUCAGUAAUUCAACAUGUAAAUUCAAAAAAAAAUCGCCAUCAUUAAAAAAAGAGGACAAAUCAUCAUUACAACCCUCAAACCAACUAAAAGAUAGUCAAGACGAAACACCAUCAUCUUCACAAAGCAUUAAUGCAUUAGAAAAAACUAAAACAGGAGAAUCAAGUCCAUCAAAUGUACAAGACGAUUCUAAAAUUGAUUUAAAGACGUCAGAAAAUAGUAAAGGAAAUACAGGAAGUUCAAGUAGUGGAACCGGAAACCUUGGUGAUGAAUCAAGUGAUCAAGUAAAUUCCGGCGUUGAAAAAGAAAAUAUGAAUGAUGGAGUUAAAGAACCCGAAGCUCCAAGUAAUGGGAAAGGCAGUCAAGUAAGUAAAGGCGAUGGAGAAAAUGUUGAAUCGGUUGAUACAGAUAUUGAAAUAGGAGACUCAGAAGGUGGAUCAGGAGAUACAGAUAACGAGACAUUAAAUACAGAUGGUGGAGAAGAUUAUAAAGGAGGAUCAGAUAGUGUUUCGGCAGAAAAAGGAACAGAAAGUACGUCAGGGGAGCCAUCUGGAAACCAAGAUUCUGAUAAAAACAAUCAAGGAUCUGAAAAAUCGGGGGAAGAUCCAGUGGUUAAACUAGGAAAUCCAAGAACCGAAACAAAAGGAAAUGGAAUAACAAAAAUAGAUGAUAUAUUUAUAUUCAAAGGAUUCAAAAAAAUUGGAAUUCCAAUUAUAGUUAUUAUAAUAUCCAUUACUUUAGCUAUUAUGUACAAGGUAAAUAAAAGAAAAUUAUGA
This is a messenger RNA of Plasmodium vinckei vinckei, 1491 nucleotides long. Its product is annotated as PIR protein CIR protein. The transcript has 2 exons. The record is from RefSeq and is a predicted model, not a curated record. The coding region runs from base 1 to 1491 and encodes 496 amino acids. NCBI's taxonomy places the organism in Eukaryota, Apicomplexa, Aconoidasida, Haemosporida, Plasmodiidae.